AUGCAUCCCCACGAGAAGCACCAGCCCUACGAGCCUGCACUGGAUAAGCGAGAUGAUGCUCGACGAUCUUCAAGCGUGCGCAUGAGGCUUUUGGCUUGCUUCCUGGCCGUGGUUGGUCUCAGCACACUGUUCAGACUGCCUCAUCACUGCCAUCAUGCCCUCUCCAGCGCGCUUCUUCCACAAAAGGCGCUCACCAUCGAGGAAAGGGUCAAGGACAUCCUGACAGGUACUCCGUUGAUUGACGGCCACAAUGACCUGCCCAUCUUACUUCGGGUUCUCUACGGCAACCACAUCAACAAUGAGACUUUCCAAGAGCCUUUCGAGACUGGCAAGAUGCUCGGCCACGUCGACUUGGUUCGGCUCCGGGAGGGCCUGAACGGUGGCGCCUUCUGGAGUGUUUACUGGGGCUGCCCCAGCAAUAUGACCGACUUCGGUGCCGAGAUCUACGCUCCCAUCGUGCAGGCUACUAUCAAUCAGAUUGAUCUUGUGACUAGGCUGCAAAAGCUAUACCCAGCUCAGUUCUCCCCAAAAGUAAAUAGCAGCACCGCCGAAGCCGCUUUCAAGAAAGGCCAACUUAUCUCUCCACUCGGUGUCGAGGGUCUGCAUCAGAUCGGUAACUCGGCCGCAAACCUGCGUCGUUUCUAUGACCUGGGCGUCCGCUAUGCUACACUAACACACAAUUGCCCCAACCGCUACGCCGACUCGGCAUUAUGGUCCAACCCCUUUCGAAAGGCCCCUUCAUACUGGGGAGGUGUGUCCGAAGACGGCAAGCUCCUGAUCCACGAGAUGAACCGCAUCGGUAUGAUCGUGGAUCUCAGUCAUACGUCCCACGAGACGCAGCGCCAUGUGCUCGGCGCUGGCAAGGACGGGUGGGAAGGGAGCAAAGCUCCGAUCAUAUAUAGUCACUCCUCGGCAUACAGCAUUUGCCCUCACCCGCGCAACGUCCAAGACGAUGUGCUUCAGCUGGUCAAGGAGCGCAACAGCAUCGUCAUGGUCAACUUCGCUCCAGACUUUGUCUCGUGCGUGGAGGGGAAUAAGGAGAACGGCCUGCCGGAUUUUUAUCCGCCCAACUCAACGUUGGCUCACGUUGCAAAGCACGUGAUUUAUAUUGGAAAUCUCAUCGGUUUCGAUCACGUUGGCUUCGGGAGCGACUUCGACGGGAUCCCAACCACCCCGAAGGGCUUGGAUGACGUUUCGAAGUACCCAGAUCUUGUGGCAGAGCUGCUGAGGCAGGGCGUCAGCGACACGGACGCUGCCAAAGUAGUUGGAGGUAACAUCCUGCGCGUCUGGAAAGCUGUUGAUGACGUUGCGCUCGGGUUGCAGGCCAGGGGGACGCCGCCCUUGGAAGAUGAGCUGCCGGCGUUGAAGUUUGAGUCCACCUCGGAAUUUCUGGGAACGUUCUAG
Diaporthe citri is the source of this 1404-nucleotide messenger RNA. RefSeq lists its product as uncharacterized. The record is from RefSeq and is a predicted model, not a curated record. Gene Ontology annotation, molecular function: metallodipeptidase activity. Gene Ontology annotation, biological process: proteolysis. NCBI's taxonomy places the organism in Eukaryota, Fungi, Ascomycota, Sordariomycetes, Diaporthales, Diaporthaceae. The coding region runs from base 1 to 1404 and encodes 467 amino acids. The transcript is spliced from 2 exons.